AUGUCAAAUCCACCAUCCAUUCCAGUAUUAAUUACACCAGAUAUGUAUCCUCAUGGUAAACAUUCAAGUACUGGAUUAACAGGUUCUCACCAUAAUAAAGGAAAAGGAAAAGGAAAAGGAAAAAUAAUGGGAAAAGGUUUUAAACAUAAAAGAGGUUUAAGUUUUAAACAUAAUCCAAUCUCAAAAGGAAUUAAAAAAAUUUUCAAAUAA
Messenger RNA from Dictyostelium discoideum AX4, 210 nucleotides. RefSeq lists its product as hypothetical. The record is from RefSeq and is a predicted model, not a curated record. The transcript is spliced from 2 exons. Lineage: Eukaryota; Evosea; Eumycetozoa; Dictyosteliales; Dictyosteliaceae. Bases 1 to 210 code for a protein of 69 amino acids.